CGCGCGCGUCGCCCGCACACGCAGACCGUACCUACCUUCUUUUUGAAGAGAGAUGGCCUCCAUCGUGAACGCCGCCUCCGCGGCCUCCCGCGUCGCCGCGCCCUCCAAGGCCACCGCCGCCUCCAACAUGGCGCGCGCCUCCGCCUUCCACGGCCUUCGCGCCCACAAGGCCUCCUCCGUCAAGGCCUCCGCGCGCUCCGGCGCGCAGGUCGUGAAGGCCUCGGCCGAUUCGGACGCCGCCACCUUCGGGCGCCGUGACAUCGCCAAGGGCGCGCUCGCCGGCCUCUCCGCUGCGGCCAUCGCCGCGAUGCCCGCGGGCCCCGCCAAGGCUGAGGAGGUGUCCAAGUUUUGGGAGAUCGUCGACCUCCCGCUCGAGCCCGGGGUCAUCCUCCUGGACAUCGCGUUCGUCCCCGACGAUCCCAAGCACGGAUUCCUCCUCGGUACCCGCCAGACGAUCCUCGAGACCUUCGACGGCGGCAAGACCUGGGACUUUAAGUCCAUCCCCGCCGCCUUUGACGACGAUGUGAACUACCGAUUCAACUCCGUUUCCUUCAACGGCAAGGAGGGCUGGAUCGUCGGCAAGCCCGCGAUUCUCCUCCACACCACCGACGGCGGCGACACGUGGGAGAGGGUCGGCCUCUCCCCCAGGCUCCCCGGCGCCCCCGUGCUCAUCACCGCCACCGGCCGAGCGGGCCAAGCCGAGAUGGUCACCGACGAGGGCGCAAUCUACCUCACCACCGACGCGGCGCGAAACUGGAAAGCCGCCGUGGAGGAGACCAUCUCCGCCACCCUCAACCGCACGGUGUCCUCCGGCGUGCAGGGUGCCUCCUACUACACCGGCACCCUGUCCACCAUCGCGCGGAACAACGACGGCGACUACAUCGGCCUGUCGUCGCGCGGCAACUUUUACAUGACCUGGUCCCCGGGCCAGGCGUACUGGCAGCCGCACAACCGCUCCUCGGGCCGCAGGGUGCAGAGCAUGGGCUGGCGCCCCGACGGUGGGAUCUGGGAGCUCACUCGCGGCGGCGGCAUCUUCUUCAGCAACACCGACGGGCUCCCCGAGAACGACGACGACUUCUCCGAGGGUAAGAUUGGCAGCCGCGGCUUCGGCUUGCUCGACCUCACGGCCAAGCCCAACGGCAAGCAGUUCUGGAUCGUGGGUGGCUCGGGCAGCGUCUUCUACUCCAACGACGCGGGUAAGAGCUGGAAGCGCGACCGCGGGACCGACAACGUGGCGGGUAACCUCUACAACGUCAAGUUCAGCUCCGACGACAGCGGAUUCAUCCUGGGCAACGACGGCAUCCUCCUCCGCUACGUCGGCCCCAAGUAAAGACAAGACGGGGGUUGAGAAUGGGGGGUUGAUGAGGAGGUCUAGUGGCGAGGCGAUAUAGCAGAUGUCGAAAUUUUAAUAUUCGAGGUCAACUUUGUGU
This is a messenger RNA of Micromonas commoda, 1430 nucleotides long. RefSeq lists its product with no specific name. Gene Ontology annotation, molecular function: protein binding. The coding region runs from base 53 to 1330 and encodes 425 amino acids. The record is from RefSeq and is a predicted model, not a curated record. NCBI's taxonomy places the organism in Eukaryota, Viridiplantae, Chlorophyta, Mamiellophyceae, Mamiellales, Mamiellaceae. The transcript has a single exon.